This is a messenger RNA of Microthlaspi erraticum, 237 nucleotides long. The record is from the annotation of a GenBank genome assembly. NCBI's taxonomy places the organism in Eukaryota, Viridiplantae, Streptophyta, Magnoliopsida, Brassicales, Brassicaceae.
AUGCACGUACGUACCUUAAUCGCAAACUCAUCAAGCUCCAAAUUUGGGAUACAGCUGGUCAUGAAUGGUUUCAAACCAUCACCACUGAUAGUCUCUUCUCCUAGCAGCUCUGAUGAGUUUAAGGUUUUGCUUCAGGUGGGACGGAGGUUACCACUGCCUACGAGCACAUAUAUGGCGUUUAAGAUGCUAGAUUGCACCAUGAAGCUGCCAAAACAGUUGUUCGGGAAGGCGGAGUAG